Cladocopium goreaui is the source of this 515-nucleotide messenger RNA. The record is from the annotation of a GenBank genome assembly. NCBI's taxonomy places the organism in Eukaryota, Dinophyceae, Suessiales, Symbiodiniaceae.
GGCCUCAGUCUUGACUCACAUACAAAAAACAUCAAAAAACUCUUGCGCCGCAGCUGCGAUGGGCCCUCAACUGCGUCGAAAUCUGGAGGAGCUCCAGAGCCUUCAAGAGGAGCUGAGUUGGAGCAAUCGUCCCAGCCUCCCAGUCAAAGCGCUGGAUCACCUUCCAAGGCCACCCCACAAGAGGGCCAAAGCUUUGCCUUCCUCUGCUCCUAUCCCUGGAGCGUUGGGUGCCGCGAUGGGUCUGCCACAGGUGGGUGGCAAGCUGGACAGCCAGGGAGACGCAGCUUUGCAGGCCCUGGUGAAGGCCAGCGCAGAUCUUCAAAAGAUGUCUGGAACCAGUGCGCAGCACUUGCAGCCCUCUAUUGCAAGCAUGGCAGCCUUCCUGCCUCUUGCGCUUUCAGCAGGACCGCGAAGCAAGCACGGCGGACACUUCCUGUAGAGAAACAAAUCUGCCGCAGCCCUGGGUGACUGGUUGCCCACUGCAGCCUGGUAUGCCGACCGACUGCUGAGUUUAC